Aspergillus heteromorphus CBS 117.55 is the source of this 2113-nucleotide messenger RNA. RefSeq names its product aldehyde dehydrogenase family protein. The coding region runs from base 483 to 1976 and encodes 497 amino acids. Gene Ontology annotation, molecular function: aldehyde dehydrogenase (NAD+) activity. NCBI's taxonomy places the organism in Eukaryota, Fungi, Ascomycota, Eurotiomycetes, Eurotiales, Aspergillaceae. The transcript has 4 exons. The record is from RefSeq and is a predicted model, not a curated record.
GUCCUCUUUCCGUCCUGUCUUGUUCCCUCCCUCAUCCCAACCGUGGACGGGCAAAGGGGGCGCGCACCCAGGACCGGCAAGCGUGGCAACCCCGCACGAUCGAGACGGGUUUAACAGCGGGGUGGGGACGGGCAGGCAUGUGGGUGGUGGGCGGGCAAGGUUCGCUGUGGCGGAUGCCCAAUUGGAGGCGCGUAUGAUGGCGAGGAUGGCUAGCCGCGGCCAGCUGUGAGGUAAUUGCCAGGAAGUCAACGAGUGACGAGUGUGAUGCUUGCCCAUGGAUUCGACUACUACUGCCAGUACAGCAGUAGUCUCAGGUCUGCAUCCGUUCCCCAUUUCCACCCCCCACCCCGACUCGCCAGCUUCCCCUCCCGCUUCCUUCCCCCCCUUCUUCACCUGGCCUUUAUUAGUAUCGGAGCUCCCUCUUUUUUUUCCCUUCCCCUCUUCUUCCUCCUCACUCCCCAUUCACACAUCCAUCUUUCAUCAUGGCUGGCCUUUUCACCACCAUCGAGACCCCCAACAACAUUAAAUAUGAGCAGCCUCUUGGCUUGUUCAUCAACAAUGAGUUCGUGAAGGGCUCCGAAGGCAAGACCUUCGAGACCAUCAACCCCACCACCGAGAAGCCCAUCGUCGCUGUCCACGAAGCCUCCGAGAAGGAUGUCGACCUUGCCGUCGCCGCUGCUCGCAAGGCCUUUGAGGGCGAGUGGCGCCUGGUGACGCCCACCAAGCGUGGCCGCAUGCUGCUCAAGCUGGCCGAACUCUUCGAGCGCGAUAUUGACAUCCUGGCCGCCAUUGAGUCUCUGGACAACGGUAAGUCCCUGAGCAUGGCCAAGGGCGAUGUCACCAACGCCGCCGGCUGCCUGCGCUACUAUGGUGGCUGGGCCGACAAGAUCCACGGUCAGACGAUCGACCAGAACCCCCAGACCUUGAACUACACUCGCCACGAGCCCAUCGGUGUCUGCGGUCAGAUCAUCCCCUGGAACUUCCCCAUCCUGAUGUGGUCCUGGAAGAUCGGCCCUGCCGUCGCCACCGGUAACACCGUCCUGCUGAAGUCCGCUGAGCAGACUCCUCUGUCCGCGCUGUAUGCCGCCAAGCUGGUCAAGGAGGCCGGUUUCCCUCCCGGUGUCGUCAACAUCAUCUCCGGCUUCGGCCGUGUGGCCGGUGCUGCCAUCUCCAACCACAUGGACAUCGACAAGGUCGCCUUCACUGGAUCUACUCUGGUCGGUCGCACCAUCCUCCAGGCUGCUGCCAAGAGCAACCUCAAGAAGGUGACUCUCGAGCUGGGUGGCAAGUCUCCCAACAUCAUCUUCGAUGAUGCCGACAUCGACAACGCCAUCUCGUGGGCCAAUUUCGGUAUCUUCUACAACCACGGCCAGUGCUGCUGCGCCGGCUCUCGCAUCCUGGUCCAGGAGGGCAUCUACGACAAGGUUGUUGCCCGCCUGAAGGAGCGUGCCACCCAGAACAAGGUCGGCGACCCCUUCCACCACGAGACCUUCCAGGGUCCCCAGGUCUCCCAGCUGCAGUUCGACCGGAUCAUGGAGUACAUCGACCACGGCAAGAAGGGUGGCGCUACCGUUGCCGUCGGUGGCGAGCGUCACGGCACGGAGGGCUACUUCAUCCAGCCCACCGUGUUCACCGAUGUCACUACGGAAAUGAAGAUCAACCAGGAGGAGAUCUUCGGCCCCGUCGUCACCGUACAGAAGUUCAAGGAUGUUGAGGACGCCAUCAAGAUUGGCAACAGCACCGCCUACGGUCUCGCUGCCGGUAUCCACACCAAGGAUGUCAACACCGCCAUCCGCGUGUCCAACGCCCUGCGCGCCGGAACCGUCUGGGUCAACAGCUACAACAUGCUGUCCUACCAGGUGCCCUUCGGUGGGUUCAAGGAGUCCGGUAUCGGCCGCGAGCUGGGCUCGUACGCUCUGGAGAACUACACCCAGACCAAGGCGGUGCACUACUUCCUGGGCGACUCGCCCUUCUAAGUUGAUCUGACGUCAGGGGCGAAUGGCAGCUCGCUCCGGUGACGAGUUGCGUUUGGUAAUAGCUUUUUCCUAGUGGCCAUGACUGGUUCAUGUAAAACAAUCAGGAUACGAAUUUACGAUGAGAUAAUUAUCCGUCC